GACAUGGUGGUGCCGAAGUUUGUGGAGAAAAUUUUGUCGCAAAAGACAGAAAUGGAGUUUCACCACUACGCAGCGCACGACCUUGAGCUUUUGAAAGAAGUUUCUGUGCAGGGUCAGAAAUUGCUGCUUUGCUUCCACAGGAAAAUGUUCCUGAAGCGCUUGGAAGCCUUCUGCCUGACUGUGCGCUAUGUUUCCAACCAUGUGGGUCCUACAGAGCCCCGGACUAUUCCCACACAGUUCUUGGCAGAUGUCCCUUGCUCGGCGGCCGAGCAUUCCUUUUCGGAGUUGCUUGCUAUUACCGGCUACACCAUUGCCAGGUUGCAGAACUUUCGCUCAGAACUGGCCUCCGCCAUUCUGAUCAUUGAAACUGGAGCUGAGUUGUUUAUGUGUGACCAGGAACUGUUCACUGUCAUCGAAGAGUGCCAUGUGAUCUUCCAGGAUUUGAAGGUCUGCGUGACCGGGCUGCUCCUGGAUCCUCAAUGUGGUUGGUAUGGUGGGGCUCCAGUCACUGAUUCAGCUUAG
Messenger RNA from Durusdinium trenchii, 522 nucleotides. NCBI's taxonomy places the organism in Eukaryota, Dinophyceae, Suessiales, Symbiodiniaceae. The record is from the annotation of a GenBank genome assembly.